Messenger RNA from Nasonia vitripennis (jewel wasp), 1938 nucleotides. Its product is annotated as fatty acyl-CoA reductase 1. Gene Ontology annotation, cellular component: peroxisome. The record is from RefSeq and is a predicted model, not a curated record. The transcript is spliced from 5 exons. Lineage: Eukaryota; Metazoa; Arthropoda; Insecta; Hymenoptera; Pteromalidae. Gene Ontology annotation, biological process: long-chain fatty-acyl-CoA metabolic process. Bases 46 to 1629 code for a protein of 527 amino acids. Gene Ontology annotation, molecular function: alcohol-forming very long-chain fatty acyl-CoA reductase (NADP+) activity.
UCCGGGGCUCAUUUGAACUACGAGCGAGCGCCGGGAAAGUUCAGCAUGGACCUCGAGAAAAUGCCGCGCAGCGGCCAACUGGACGAGCUCUACGAGCGCUUGAACGACGACCUGGAGCGGAAGCUGCCGCGGAUCGAGGACAGCGAGAUCGCCAAGUUCUUCGCCGGGAAGACGAUCUUCGUGACUGGCGCCACGGGCUUCAUGGGCAAGUGCCUCGUGGAGAAGCUGCUCCGGAGCUGCUCCCAGCUCGAGCACAUGUACGUCCUCAUGAGGGACAGGAAGAACGAGGGCAUGCGACUCACCCUCAGCAAGUACUUCGCCCAUCCGAUUUUUGACCCGCUGAGAAAAGUCUAUCCGGAUUUCGAGGACAAAGUGACGGCCGUGAAGGGCGAUCUCCUGGCGGAGGAUUUGGGCAUUUCCCAGGAGGACAGAGACAGGAUCGUGAACGAAGUAAACGUCAUGUACCACAACGCGGCCAACGUGAAAUUCGACGCGAGGGUCAAGGUCUCGCUGACGGUCAACGUUCUCGGAACGAAGUGCAUGCUGGACCUGGCCGAGGAGUGCAAGCGCAUGGAGCUCUUCAUGUACAUUUCGUCCGCCUACUCGCACUGCUACCGGAAGGACAUCGACGAGGCGUUCUACGCGAUGCCCGACGGCUUGGACAGGGUCUACGAGGCCAUACGGAGGGACGGCGCGACCGAGAGCGGCAUGUCCGAGGAGGAGAUCGACGCUCUGCGCGGAAAGUUCCCGAACGUCUACACCUACACCAAGGCCCUCUCGGAGGAGCUGGUCAGGCGGUGCGCCGAGAAGCAGUCCAACUUCGCCUUCGGCAUCUACCGGCCGAGCAUAGUGACAUCGUCGUACCGGGAGCCGUUGGCCGGCUGGUGCGGAAAUACCAAUGGCCCGGUGUAUCUCUUCCUCGCGGUCGGCUUGGGCGUCAUGCGCACGGGCUACUAUCUCGACACUCCGUUGGAUUUCAUACCCGUCGACAUGACCAUCAACGCCUUGCUCGCCGUCAGCUGGGACCUCGGAACUCGAUGGAAACCCAUGGACAAGCCGUCCAUAUACAAUUACGGUAGCACCACUACGAACCGCUUGGACCUGAUACCACUGUACGACAUCAUCAAGAACUAUGGUCCGACCGAGGGCUCGUCCAAAGCCGUGUGGAUGAAUGCGAUGGCGCCUUGCAGAUCGUUGUACCUCUUCUGGCUGCUCCACGUACUGCUGCACUUCAUCCCCGCGUGCCUCGGAGACCUCGCCCUCAUAGCCAUGGGCAGAAAAGCCAUGUUCGUCUCCAUCUUCUUCCGCGUGACCAGGCAGAUGGACAAAAUUAUGUACUUCAGCAACGGCAACUGGAGAAUCCAUUGCCCGGAGACGAUGCGAGUCGUCGAUCGAAUGAACUACGACGACAAGGAGUUAUUCUACUGCGACAUACGCAGCCUCAGCUGGGCCCAAUACGUGUUCAUCAUGUGGCGCGGAAUGAGACGCUUUAUCCUCAAAGAGGAUCUGGACAGCAAGGCCGGUCGUCGCAAAUACGUUCAUCUUUGGUACAUGCAUUACGGACUCCUAACAAUAAUUUGCGCUGCACUCUGCUAUUAUGUGCUGAAAAUGUUUGGCUUUCUCGUGUAAACUCUAGAAUAAUUUUGUACAAAAGUGUAACUUAAACAUAUCUCAAGGUUUUAAAAUAUCCGACGAUGCACAUACAGAUAUACGUUUUUUAUUAGAAAGUCAUUCUACUUUUUGGUUUUGUAUUAAAAAUAUAUCUUUCGAAACCAUUAUAUUAACAUUUUUUAUAAAAUCCAGUAUUGUUUCAUAAUAAAAAAUAUAGUUUAAUAAAGAUAAAGAAAUAAGUACCCUGAUCAAUAAUCAUCCUCUCAUCUUUAACAAAUGAUCAGUGGACGUUGUGAAGCUGUUAAUAAAUUUAUUAACGUCUACAUA